This is a messenger RNA of Mya arenaria, 2350 nucleotides long. RefSeq lists its product as uncharacterized. Lineage: Eukaryota; Metazoa; Mollusca; Bivalvia; Myida; Myidae. The record is from RefSeq and is a predicted model, not a curated record. Bases 107 to 1681 code for a protein of 524 amino acids. The transcript has 15 exons.
AAAAUUGAAUAUAUAAGUUAACAAAGUUCAGUGAAUCGAUGAAAAGUAUGAAGGGUGUAACAGGGUAGGGUUCAGUGGACCGAAACACGCAUCAUUUGGAUGAAAGAUGGAGACCAUAGUCAUAGGGAUGUGGCGUUUAUGUGCAGUUCUUUGUGUCUUACUCCCCAUGGUCCUUGCAGCGACGGUGCAUCCUCCGUUACUCGGAGGCGGAUUGGACGGCACUGCCGGACGGAUUCUCCUUACAGGCACACCAGAUACAAGGAAGCUGGUCGAGGGAACCCACUGUGUCAACAGGGGUGACGGCGUCUUCGAUAUAGUCUUAUACGUUCAUGAAAAUGAUGUCAAUUUUCGCUUCAAAAACAUUGCCGGAGCAACCAGUGGCCCGAUAGCAUAUGAGUGCAAGAUGGCUGACUACGACAAUCUUCGAACGAACCAAGACAAGGUUGUAGUCCUCGCAGAUUCGACCACCUCCUGCCCCAAUAGCAGUCCCAGUUUGAGUAGGGAUGCCGCCACUAGGACACACUCUAUUACGUUUUCAAACUUUUUGGAGGGUAGUACGGCUGAUAUGGCUCAUGACUGCGGUUCAUAUGUUGGCACCGCCUCAAAACAUGUUUACCUGUUGGUUUCUUGUAAGCGGAAUUUUCUGAGUGACCAUGCUUUCGAACUCAACGUUGCAUAUGAAAUAGAUAUAGAUGAUUGCAAUGACCCCACGUUGGAAGUUGGACCCUUGGAAUUCACGACUCCUGCUAAAUCAUAUGUCGAGCGCACAUACGAGACCGAGUUCCGGCUGUACAGGACAAGGGACUUUAGGAAGGUUGAUGACCUUAAUGCCAAGUUUGUUACAGACAAGGUUCUUAAAAGUCUGGAUGUAGAUUGGCUUCGUGAGAAAGGGGAAUCUCCCGGAAUAGAAAACGUUGACUUGGGUGAAGCGAUCUACGCGGAGGGAUGUAUCUCGGAGAUUGGGGGGACGCACUUCUUCCAGGAUGGCGUCUCUAUUAUGGGAAUGAAGUUCAAGAACUGUGAGUUUCAAACGGAUGACGACGUCAUGGACGGCCGCAUAAGCUCCAAAAGGGUCAUGGACGCGUGUGGUUGCGGACUUGGGACACUGCCUGCAAAACAGUGGUCGACGGACAAAUACGUAUUUAAAUAUGGGGUCGGUGGUCCUCUGGACGAAUUGCCAUACUUGGAAUCUCCCAACUGUUUCAGGACAGAGAUAAUAAGCACCGCGGGAUUUGCCUUUAAGAAUUUCGGAUCUAAUAGUGAUUUUACCAUGUCUUUGGUGUGCGAUGUGGACUACUGCGAUUCGUCAUCAGAUGGAACAUGCUUUGGUAACGUGGUGAAAAGUACCAGCGCCUACCCCACGUGUCCUUGUUCACGUAGACGACGCCGCGACGAGGAGGAGGCGGACACACCACCCCCAUUUAACCUGCCCCGAACUCUGAAAACCACAUUCAGGGUUAUCGUUAAUAAGACGGAACAACCAAGCAACAUUUGGAGCGAGAAGGAAAUCAUUAAUGUAAAUUGUGACUCGACAGGCUUCUCAACGACGGCCAUUUCGGUGGAGGCUAUGGUGAUGCUGGUGCUCGGAUUCCUGUCGAUCCUGAUGAUGAUCCGACUUCGCUUUCUGGCACAAAGCAUAUCUUACAAGCGAUUCACCGACGUCAAAUCGCUAUCAUUUUAAUACAAAGCAUACUCCAUGAUCUACUUGCCGACGUGUUAACACUAGCAUUUUCCCCGUUACUCAAUUAAACGAAUUGUAUGCAUCAAAUGCGCGUGCUCUUCAAUUAAAAGUGUAUUAUCAGUUUUUUAACUUUUUUUAUUAAAGUAGGAUACUAUCUGGAACCUUUAAAGUGAUAUGAAAGUUAAUGUUUUGUCAUAAAUUUUGUAAUACGUUGAUUGACAUGUAUAUUUCUAACUAAGAUAUUCUCCAUGAGUUUCUCCAUCGAAGUCUUAGAUUAUUUAACAUAAACGUAAAAUAUGACAACACACCAUACUUCCACAAUAAAUGUGUUAUAUUGCAAACUGGUUUAAGUGGUGUUUAUACAAAUUACAGUACUUCAAACAUUGUAUGUCAUUGUAUGUGUAUCACGAAAUAUUGAACAAAUUCAAAUACUUUAAUAGUCGUAAUACUUGACAAAAACAGGAAUUUCACAUAAUUUAUAAAUAACGGCUAAUGCUCCCCUGAUCUUCUGUUCAUACAUGUAUUUACAUUAUUCAGCAUUUCUGAUUGAUGUUGACGAAAUCAUGAACGUUUUAAAUAGAAUAAUGAAAUGUUACGCUCUUGUAAAGUUUUGACUUCAAUAUAAUCCUUCAUCAUACAUGUAUACGCAAAUAAAUAUUACUUAUCUGU